AUGUCAGCAUCGGAUGAGGAGAGCGCUGUAACCAUCAGUUCAGAACUUGGCGAUGAACCUGCUGUUGAUUACAAAAUACACAAAUUAAAUGGCAAAAGCGUAGACGAAAUUGGAUAUUUAACGAAUAAAAUGGAGAUUGUGGACGAGGAAGGACUCUCCGAUAUGAUGAACAACGUUACGUUGAUAUCUGCUGAUGAAACGGUCCUAGCAAUUUUUAUUACUCUGGAUGUAACGGAAGCAAGGCAGGCAUUACAUAGCUCGAUAGUUAAAGCAAUGGACAAGCUCGGGCUGGUGCCUGGUAACACGAGCGUAAUUAUCUCGGAACGUGUUAUGAAUCUUCCUGUAAACGAGAUUUAUCGUGCUUAUGGCCAAGUGCUCGCCGAGCACUCUGAUUAUGUUUUCAUUUCAAGGUUUAGAAAUGUUAGCGGAAAGGACCUCAACGAUUUGAUCGUAGAUUUUCCUGAGAUGAAGCCCAAGGAGUUGAAAAAGCUUCCCUGCAAUACGGAAGAGCUGUUUUUGAUAGACCUGUGUGAAAAAUGCGAGGUUGUAGAUGCUAAGGGUGCACAUUACCGGGUGAUGCACGUCAAGGAGAGCGGAAUCAGGAACUUUCUUACGAAGUUGAGCAAUGAAAUCGAGUAAAACGUAUUUAUUGGUAA
Vavraia culicis subsp. floridensis is the source of this 656-nucleotide messenger RNA. RefSeq lists its product as uncharacterized. NCBI's taxonomy places the organism in Eukaryota, Fungi, Microsporidia, Pleistophoridae. The transcript has a single exon. The record is from RefSeq and is a predicted model, not a curated record. The coding region runs from base 1 to 639 and encodes 212 amino acids.